CCAGGCUGAGGGACCCUCCCCUCCCGUGCACAAAUUUCAUGCACUGAGCCUCUAGUCUAUAUAUAAAAUUUGGAUAAUGGUAUCCAUUUUGCAGGACUAUUAAUAAUGAGUGAGGUUGGUCGUAUAGCAGGAAACUAUUAUUUCUCAUCUUUGUGCUCCCACUGCUUUUAGUACAGUGAUUUGCAUAUUUUAACUGGGUAUGUAAGCAUUUACUGGAAUGAGGCGAACUGUUGACCUAAGUCUGCUCUAGAUGGUCUUGCGCUUAAUGUAUUCUAAUUGCAAUGUUUCUGUUUACAUUUUUUAUGCUAUGGAAGGCUUUCAAGUCAAGGAGGGAGCCUGUUGGGUAGGAGACUGGGGGAUUUUCCAACCCAUACAAUAUACUUUAGGUUCUACAUGGGCUUGGUGUAGUGCCUACAAUCAUUAUUAUUUAUAAGUCAGUUCCUUUACAGAUCUAAGUGCUGAGACCAGCUCCCAGGCAUCUUCAUGUCAACUUCUUUCUAUAAUUAUUACAUGGCCUCCUUUGUGGAAGUUUUUAUGUGUGCAUUCAACAUCACUUAAUCUAAGAUAGCUAUUGUCCUGGAACUUUUGAUCUGUCAAUUUCUUCAAGGAAAGCCAUCCUGGCUAGAUUUUAAUCUCUUUGAAUUGUGGCCUCAGCUAUGAAAGUCUUAGCUGAGGUUUUAAUGGGCAAGAUUUAAGUAAAUUUAACAGAUAUACCAGUGGGUGUUCCAAUUACACACUCCAUUAAAGGGCUUUAUGUGAGGAUUAAAAAACAUACUAUUAAAAAAUAGUCCAAGUGCAGUACAAUUUACCAGCGGGAAAGAUUGCAGGGCCCUGGAAAAGAUUCAUAUAAAAAAAGAAGCUAGGAAAAUGAAAAGGCACAGCAUUCAACACACUCCAGAGGAAGCGUGGCAUUCUUUGGCUCUUAGCUCUCGGACAGAAUGGAGCCAAUACCAAAACUUCUAGCUGGACUUAUUUUGUUGACAUUGUGUGUGGUGAGCUGCUCCAGCCAGCACUGGUCCUACGGAUUGCGCCCUGGAGGAAAAAGAAAUGCAGAAAAUUUGAUUGACUCAUUCCAAGAGAAUCACAUUCUUUUACUUCAGAGAGCCGAAGAGGUUGAUCAGCUAGCAGAACCUCAACACUUCGAAUGCACCCUUCACCAGCCACCUUCUGCCCUCAGGGAGCUGAAAGGAGCGCUGGAAAGUCUGAUUGAAGAGGAAACUGGGCAGAAGAAGAUUUAAAUCCACUGGUCCAAAAGGAAUGACAACACAAGUAUAAUUCUAACUUUGAAAUCUGUGACCCAUUUAAUAUCUGUAAAUUGUGUGAAUUUCAGAAAUUCUUAUGCCAAGGUGCAUGUAUUUCAUAAUGAAGUAGUGUAAAUAAAGUGGCAUAAAUGUUAA
Molecule: messenger RNA, 1397 nt
Organism: Myotis brandtii (Brandt's bat)
Lineage: Eukaryota; Metazoa; Chordata; Mammalia; Chiroptera; Vespertilionidae
Gene: GNRH1
Product: gonadotropin-releasing hormone 1 (luteinizing-releasing hormone)
Exons: 4
Coding region: 939-1238 (99 amino acids)
Biological process (GO): multicellular organism development
Cellular component (GO): extracellular region
Molecular function (GO): gonadotropin hormone-releasing hormone activity
Source: RefSeq, a predicted model, not a curated record